AUGGCGACGGCAUACUUCGCGAACCUUCCAGAAACGGCAUCCGACGAUCCAGUCGCGACGUCGAACAGUCUGGACCGGAUUGGUUUCAGGAGAGUACCUAUUACGAAUUCUCCCUGCGCCCGGUGGCUCCGGCUAGCGAUCUCUCAGCAUGUCAUCUUCAAGGCCAUUCACGAAUCCGUGUGGCAGCCCUUGUUCUCACAGCACCUGUGGAAAUGUACGAAAGACAGCCACGCAACUCUCAAGGAGAUAUACUCGGGCCUGGCUACCGAGGGGCCAGAUUUCCAACAUGACUGGAAAGUUUCCACAUUGAAGAUGUUGGGUCGUCUUGAUGAAAAGGCUGACGUCGACCACUUGAUAACCGAGACGGUAGAAGGAAAAGUUGUGAACCCCUUGAAGUCAUUGCUGGAUCGCGCACACAUUGAGUCGUUCAGAAAUGAUGUGAAGGCAUUGCUUACCGAUGCAAUUGCUUUGGGUCGAGAAGCGGAGCGUGAUCAAUCACCGGUCUACGUCGACACCAGUCCAUCGCUACUGAAGGACAGUAACGGCUGGAAGGAAUAUCUCAGCUCGAGCGAGGAGUAUGACACCAGCGAUGGUGCUGACCCGUCUGUGGCGUCUCCGGGCUCGGACUUGGACCCGAAAGCACUAUUUGUGAGUCCAAAAAUCUUUCGCGAGAUGAUGGAGAUCGGAUCAGAAGCGAAAGCCACAGGCAGCUUUAAGCUGGAGCUGAUUCAAAUGGGAGUCGCCCUGUUCCCCGACACAGGUAUCUUCCACCAGGGAGAAAUGGAGUGGAACAGGGUCCGUUCGACGAUUAAGGAAGCUGCAAGGAGUAGUGGUGGGUGGAUGAGAAGGUCAAGCACGAGUACGACCGCGACCGGUCUGGGAAUUUCACCGAUAUCUCCAUCCACGAUAUCUCCAUCCAAGAAUUGGCCCCAGCAGGGUCCGCAGGGGUUUGACUAG
Molecule: messenger RNA, 957 nt
Organism: Cladophialophora carrionii CBS 160.54
Lineage: Eukaryota; Fungi; Ascomycota; Eurotiomycetes; Chaetothyriales; Herpotrichiellaceae
Exons: 2
Coding region: 1-957 (318 amino acids)
Source: RefSeq, a predicted model, not a curated record